Molecule: messenger RNA, 1264 nt
Organism: Poecilia reticulata (guppy)
Lineage: Eukaryota; Metazoa; Chordata; Actinopteri; Cyprinodontiformes; Poeciliidae
Gene: rnls
Product: renalase, FAD-dependent amine oxidase
Cellular component (GO): extracellular region
Molecular function (GO): oxidoreductase activity, acting on NAD(P)H
Source: RefSeq, a predicted model, not a curated record
GUACUUAAUUCUGUCAGUUUAACUGUAGUGCUGGAACCGGAUUCUUCCGACCUGACCGGACACCUUAAAAGAUGUCCCGGAUUUUGAUCGUUGGAGCAGGCUUGACAGGCAGCUUGUGCGCAUAUCUGUUGAAGAGAAUGCUGCAGAGUAAAGCUCAGCUGGUGGUGUGGGACAAGGCAAGGGGUGCAGGGGGUAGGAUGUCUACCAGCCGUCCUCCUGACCCUACAUCUCAUUCCGCUGACCUUGGAGCCCAGUACAUUACAGCCACUGCUGCAUACGCUCAGUCCCACAGCAAUUUUUAUACAGAGUUGCUAUCAGCUGGCCUACUUAAGCCACUGGACUGUCACAUUGAAGGUCUGCAGCAUAAAGAGGGAAACAAGAAUUAUGUAACACCACUGGGGACAAGCAGUGUGGUGAAACACUUCCUGUCUGAGUCAGGAGCUGAUGUGCACCUCGAAUAUCAUGUGACUGGCCUACACCGCUGUGGAGCAUCAUGGAAAGUGGAGAGGAAGGGAGGCAAUGAGAAAUUUGACACUGUUGUCUUGACGAUUCCUGUGCCUCAGAUCCUUCAGCUGCAGGGAGACCUGGGGACCUUACUGUCUGUCCAGCAAACAGAGCAGUUGGAGGGUGUCAGGUACUCAUCCCGCUUCGCUAUUGCACUCUUCUUCUCUCCGGACGUUGUCUUCAGUUUUUCCUGGGGAGCGCGGUACGUCAUUGACAGCCACUGCAUCCGCUACAUCGCUGUGGACAACAAGAAACGCAGCUCAGAUGCUCCAGGUCUCGGUCCAUCCCUUGUCAUCCACACCAGCGUUCCGUUUGGUCUGGCGCACUUGGAGAAUGACAAGGAUGCCAUCCAGCCAAUCAUCUUGCAGGAGCUCCACAGGCUGCUCCCUGACCUCCCUCAGCCAGUCAGCAUCAAGUUUCAGAAGUGGAGAUACUCCCAGGUGAGUGCUGACCUCAGUGCCCAAUUGUCCAGGCCACAUGACUAUCUCGGAGCAGCCGCUGCUCAUAUGUGGAGGAGAUGCUUUCACCCACUCCAACUUUGAUGGCUGUGUGGAAUCUGCACUGAGUGUGUGCAAAGCACUGCAGCUCUCACUAGAUGUCCAGCAGAACAUUUGCCUCUAAUUUGCACACUUAUCCAUAUAUUAACCUAUUGACUGGGGUCAUUUGCCUAAAUGCAUCAAGUGAUUCAAAGAUAAAACCAAAUAUGUCUUAGUUUUUCAAAGAAUAAAUGAUUGUUAUUAAAAACUUCUCUCCACACUAA